AGUUGAUUUUCCUCAGAACCUCCCACAUGCACGUUUUCAUUUCUCGUGCUCCCAUGCCAGUGUUUCUGUGAACGGUCUCUAUGGCGUAAUCUCACCAUCGAGGAACAGCGAGGGUUCCCAGACUCUCCUUUCCUCACUGCCUGCCCCGGCACCUGCCGUCCUCCUGACCAGGGCCCGGCUCGGCGGGGACAGCGAGAGACAAGGGCCAAAUCCGCGCGGCCCCGGCCCGAAGGGGGAAACCCGUGAGAGGGGCGGGAGGUGCCAUCCGGUCGCGCCCCGCCCCGGUGCCAUCGAGCGCGGAUGCGCCGCCGCCAGAGCGGCACCGGAAGCGGCUCCCGGAAGCGGCCGCUCCGUCCCGCGGUGCGAUGGCGGCCGGCGGCCCCUGAGGCGCCGCCAUGUAUGCGGGAGCCGUUGCCGCCGCCGCCACCGCUGCGGGGCCACCGCGCCGGGACUUCAUCUCCGUCAGUCUCGGCCCGGAGGAGACGGUCGGGGCUGGCGGCUACAACAACAGCAAGGCCUGGCGGCGGCGCUCCUGCUGGCGGAAAUGGAAGCAGCUGUCCCGACUCCAGCGGAGUGUCAUUCUCUUCCUGUUUACCUUCUUGGCAGUCUGUGGAGUCAUUUCCUACGCAAGCAUGGGAGAAGCAUGGAAAAAAGCAGCCAAACCCACCUCGUGUUCGUCGUGGUCCUUCCAAUCUUCAGAUCAAGGCACCACAGAGGGACACAAGGCUGAAGACCCGACACAGUACCAUCAGGGCUGUAGAAGAGCCAGUCCAGACUGAUAAAGGAGAGAAAACGGAGAAAUCCAUUAUCAGCUGGAGAGGAGCAGUGAUAGAACCUGACCAAAACACUGAACCUCCAUCCAGUAAAAUAAAGGAACCAGAAAAACCUUCAUUUGUGGAGGCUGAAGACCAGAAGGAACCAGUGCCCAUAAAUGAGCGCCAGCUGGCUGUGAUCGAAGCCUUCCGCCAUGCCUGGAGAGGGUACAAGGAUUUUGCCUGGGGCCAUGAUGAGCUGAAGCCUUUGUCCAAGUCCUACAGUGAGUGGUUUGGACUUGGGCUUACCUUAAUUGAUGCCUUGGAUACCAUGUGGAUUUUAGGCUUAAAAGAAGAAUUUGAAGAAGCAAGAAAAUGGGUAGCAAAUGAUUUAGUAUUUGAUAAAAAUGUGGAUGUGAACCUAUUUGAGAGCACUAUCCGUAUCCUGGGCGGCUUGCUGAGCACCUACCACCUCUCUGGAGAUAGCCUUUUCCUGGAAAAAGCUAAAGACAUUGGGAACAGGCUUAUGCCAGCAUUCAAGACCCCCUCCAAGAUACCGUAUUCUGAUGUCAACAUCGGCCGGGGCACUGCACACCCUCCUCGUUGGACAUCCGAUAGCACUGUGGCAGAGGUGACCAGCAUUCAGCUGGAGUUUAGGGAGCUCUCUCGUCUCACUGGAGAUGAGAAGUUUCGGAAAGCUGUAGAUGAGGUGAUGAAGCAUGUUCACACCCUCUCAGGGAAAAAUGAUGGCCUCGUGCCUAUGUUCAUCAACACCAACAGCGGGCAGUUCACCCACCUGGGGGUCUACACUCUGGGAGCCAGAGCCGACAGCUACUAUGAGUAUCUGCUCAAGCAGUGGAUUCAGGGUGGGAAAAAAGAAAACGAGCUAUUGGAAGACUAUAUGAGAGCCAUAGAAGGGGUGAAAAAGCAUCUUCUUCAGAGAUCAGCCCCCAAGAAGCUUACUUUUGUAGGAGAGCUUGCUCAUGGCCAUUUCAGUGCCAAGAUGGAUCACUUGGUUUGCUUCUUGCCGGGUACUUUGGCACUAGGAGCCCACAAUGGACUGGAUGCUGAUCAUAUGAAGUUGGCUGAAGCCCUUAUAGAAACCUGCUACCAGAUGUACGCUCAAGUAGAGACAGGCCUGAGCCCGGAGAUCGUACAUUUCAACCUCCAUGCGCAGAAGGGCCACAAAGAUGUGGAAAUCAAGCCCGCAGACAGGCACAACUUACUGCGACCAGAAACUGUGGAAAGCCUUUUUUAUAUGUACAGAUUCACUGGUGAUAAGAAAUAUCAAGACUGGGGCUGGGAAAUCUUGCAGAACUUCAAUAAAUACACACGGGUUCCUACAGGUGGUUAUACUUCCAUUAACAACGUCCAGAAUCCCAGUAAUCCAGAGCCACGGGAUAAGAUGGAGAGCUUCUUCCUUGGGGAAACACUCAAAUACAUGUUUCUGCUGUUUUCAGAUGACAUAGACUUAAUCAACCUUGACAAAUACAUCUUUAACACGGAGGCUCAUCCACUCCCUAUCUGGGUGCCAGCAUAGACUCUGCAACACUGGACCUUUCAGUGGUGGCAUUUUUAUCUCCAAGUCACUUUACUUUUCAGGGUUUGAGGAGAGAUGCUAUAUUGCACCUUUUUUGGCUUCAAACAACAAACAAAACCUUGGGGAAAGCAUCUCUGGUUUGAAGAAAUCAUGUCAGUCUUAAAUCUAAUCCCUGGUUCUGGGAUGAACAAACUGUGCCAUAUGAAGCUGGUUUCCCUAGUACUGAUGACAAGGUUCAGAGAGUAAUUGCAGUGUGGACCACGACAUUCAUGGGGCUCUGGUGACCCAGAACUCACUUAUGUCAGUCUUACUAAAUGCUCAUUAUAUAUUGGGAAUGCAGCGAGUCAGCUUAGGGCACAGGGUUGUUCCUGGAGAGCAAGAAUAAGCCUACAGUUUUUUGGUUUAUUCUGGAUUCACUGAAACACUGGAUUACAGAGCCAUUCCUUUGUCAGAAUGUGACAGUGGUUCAGGUGCAAAGUGGAAUAAACAAAAGAGCUGUAGUGCUGUCCCAGGUAGAAGCAAAGCUGUCAGUAUUGCUGCUGAUACUCUGAUCUCAUUCCAAACUCACAAGCUGUGCUGCAUCACCUUAGCAGAAGGAAGCAGCAGCAGAGCAUCCAUUGUAUAGGGUCUUAGUUUUUGUAGAGCACUUUGAACAGUCUGUUCAAGCUGAGGCUGAAAUGAAUGGUGAAAGGGAAUUUGCUGCUGGUUUGGCUCAAAGUGGUAUAUAAUUUUUUAGAGGUAUUGCAGUUUUUUAACUUAUCUGCAGGAAUGCAGGAGAUAAUGUGAAAUACAAGUGAAACUACACGUGCAUUUUAUGUAUUAUUUGCAUCAGUUAGACUCAGGUAUUCUGACUGAAAGCUGCUUUCUGAGGUUGGGUACUGGGAAAGCUUGUGAGCACAUUAAUUAUCAGCCUCCUUCCGUCCCUUCCUGUCCAGAUAUCACGUCAUGAGGUGAGUCUUGUUGACUCAAGCUUACAACUGUACAGCACAUUUUAUGUUAUUCAUAAUUUCUUGGACUGUGGAGAAAUUUUCAGGUUUUUUUUUCCUUAGUAAUGCAUUGGUUAGAAGUAUUUUCGAUAGUAGUGUUAAAAGCAGACAGUCUGAAAGUAUUACAGCAAUUUCAGGUCCCAGUAGAAUUAGAGAAAUCCAUUUCAGUUGCUUGAAGACAAAGCAGACCCAGGUUUUUUAAGAAUCUUAUUGGAGCCCUGGAAUCUUUCAUUUUUAUAUGUGCAAUAGAUUUUAAACCAUGAAUUUGGAAAUGAGCUUUCUUUAGUGCUUGUCCUUUUGGAUUUGUAGCUACUUGGACAGUCCUGUAUUCACAGAUAAGAUCUCAGAAAUGUGCUUGUUCAUAUUUCUGGAAGAGGUUGUUCUCACUGAAAUGCCCUUUCCCCUGUGGCAGUGGGUGUGAUGGGCACAAACAGGUAUGUGGUGGCAGCAGGGAGGUCCAGUCCCCACUAACACCAGGGCCACUGACAGAACUGAUUGAGUCUGACUGGAAUGGCUGAGGGAGGUAUGUGUAUUUUAUAGUAAUUAAAACCUUCGAUUUGUAAAGUAGGAUACGUCUUUGUUUUAUGCUGAUCCAUUUUGUUUGCUGGAGUUACAAGUUACCCUUGGGACCACUAUUUAAGUCUUUUAGAGAAUAUUUAUCAUUCCAUGUACUAAUGAUGGGUUAUGGAAAUUAAGAACUCUUACAAAUUAUUUAAUGCACCUUUUGUAUCAUCAAAGGUAUCCUGGGAGUGGCAGGACAGAACAGGUCAGUGCAGAGUGCUAAUGUUCCUCCCACUCAUUUCCCAGCAGUAACCCCUGCAAUGAGCUUCUCACAUACAUGUGCAGUGGAAUCCAGUCACUGUGGCCUUUGGCUGCACAACUGAUUGGUUGCCAAUACUUUUGUUUUCUUUGACACAACAGCAAAUGAGGAAGGUGCUGUUGAAAUGUGGGAGGUAACACCUUCAGUGUUUUUGUUUGUGGAGCAGGUCUCUGCUGCUAAGCAGCUGAGCUUUCGCUAAAAGCUAAUCUUAAAAUUGGAGAAUAAAGAAAAAAAAGAUAAAUUCAGUGACACUACGCAGGUCCUGGUGACUUGUGUUGCUUUGGCCUUGUGCCUUUGACUGAAGCUAGUACUGAACCCUUAAUUAUAACUGUGCUAUGGAUUGUGAAACUUCUGGGGUUUGGUGUUUCACCCAUACAGCUGCCUGAUUGAGGCAACAGAGACAUUUCUUAGGAAAUGGAAUACACAGAAAUGCUUACCAAAAAUAUUCUGUUCUUGAAGUCUUACAUUAGUCUUAAUGUAAUCGAUUCUACGAAUGGGACUGCGGGAGUCUGCAUUAUAUUAUUUUUGCCUUAUGAUUGGCUUGAGAGUAAUAAUUCAUUUCCUAAUGAGUUAAAGGAAGGGAGAGAAGAAUAAAUCAUCAGUUUCCCAAACAUAUCUUAUCUUUUAGCUGAGCCUGUUGGUCCAUCUGAUUUCUACCUAGUUCUUGUUGGGACAUGGAAUCUCUGCAAAAUGUGGCUUUACUGUCCUCAACCUUUAAACCUGAAGUUCAGAUUGUUCAGUUCUCGCUUCCCUUGAGAACAAAUGCAUGUUUCACACCCCUGUAUCACAUGCGAAAUGGCACAAACUAAAGAAUCUGAACAAAGCUCA
Messenger RNA from Neopelma chrysocephalum (saffron-crested tyrant-manakin), 4926 nucleotides. It is a transcript of the gene MAN1B1, whose product is annotated as mannosidase alpha class 1B member 1. Gene Ontology annotation, molecular function: mannosyl-oligosaccharide 1,2-alpha-mannosidase activity; calcium ion binding. The transcript has 12 exons. Gene Ontology annotation, cellular component: endoplasmic reticulum; membrane. Gene Ontology annotation, biological process: N-glycan processing; carbohydrate metabolic process. Bases 301 to 2292 code for a protein of 663 amino acids. NCBI's taxonomy places the organism in Eukaryota, Metazoa, Chordata, Aves, Passeriformes, Pipridae. The record is from RefSeq and is a predicted model, not a curated record.